UGGACCCCCUCAGGGAGACUCACUUCCUCCCCCCUGAUGAACCCUUCCCUACAAGAGGUUAUUGGCCUACUCAGGGCAGAGUUUGCCUUUGAUGGCUAUCUGGAGAAUGGUGUAGAGGAUCUGGCAAUGGGGGAGUAUUUCCUGUCUCUGAAGGACCUACAGUACCAGACAUUCUGCAAUGUUGUGAAAGUGAAGUUCUGUGACCUUUACUGGGAUGAGGACUUAUUGGGAGUGGUACACUGUGUGGUCAACUACAGCCAAUUAUCUCUAGGCUCUAAUGAACAGUCUCCAUCAAAGCCAUGGCAAAGGUCAGCCACCUCAUCCCCGGAGUGCUUCCAGCUGUAUAGCAGAGGAGAGGGAGGCACUGCGGCGUGGUCAUGUCGACCUGAACAGCACCCUGCACCACAGUGGACCUGUAGCUUCAGACGCGUGGGAGAGAUUUGAGAGACACCAGAGGGCCCUGUCUGCACUCAGAGAAACAGAGACUAGACCUGAACAUAAAGAUACUGAAUCAGAGGGUCAACAUCAUAUCUGCCCAGGUGCAGAGGUGUCCAGCCACAGCCACAGCCCAGCCUGGGCCCUGGCCUUCUAUGGAGGGGACUGUUUUAGUCAGGAUGUGGUGGAAUAUGCUAGGAACUUGGGACAGCAUAGUGAGUCCCCGUGCCUGGAGCUGAAAACACAGGAGCUUCAACAGCAGCUUAUGAUCGAGACGAAGAGUCUGAAAAAGACCAGACAUUUCUACCAAAAGCUGCUCCAUCAAGAGAGAAACAAACGUUCGGAUGCUAGAUUGAUGCUGUCCAAACUCAAAGUCCAGCUUGAGGAGUUGAGGUCCAAAGUGGAGUUUCUAGACUCUAUAAAGAAAUAUCUGGAGGUUCUGAGUGUGGAUCAAUGGGAUGUGGAUGUGUCCCUCCUUCCCUCCCUGGCAGCCUCUGAUCCAGGGAGCCCUCUGGAUCUCCAGCCCUCAGAGGAGCCUGCCGUGCUGGGAUUGGUCUCUUUGUCUGGGGCAGGGAAAGGGAAGAGCAGCCUGCAGGCCGCCACACCCCUGGAUUUCAUGUCCUACCUCUAUGCCAGAAAUGCUCCAUUGGAGGGUUGCAUCCAACAGUUCCUGUACACUUACCGCUAUUUCUGUACCCCUCAAGAACUCCUUCAGUUCCUGAUGGGCAAAUUCACCAGUGCAGUAGCAGGAGGUGAUCCAGAUGUGUCAGGGGACAGUGCUAAGGUGUACCACCGGAGUCUGGACGUGCUGCAAACCUGGCUGACUGACUACAUAAUGGUGGACUUCAGCCCCAAGUCCAGCCUGCUGAUGACCCUGGAAAACUUCCUCACCACUGAAGUGUCUCCGUUAGACAGUAGAGGAGAGAGACUUUUGACCACUCUUCAGAGGUCUUCCAGGAAGAGGUGGGGCCAAGGCUGUGGGAGCCCAAUCAGCAUGCAGGAGGGUGAUGAUGAUGAUGCACUAUCUGUCCAUACCUCAUGCAAAAAAUCAGCUAUUGGGUACUCUGGAAGGAAGGUCCAUAGAAGGAUUAUUAUGAGUGUACUAUUAUGUUGUUGAUGUUUUUCUUGUCAGAAAAGAAAAUGGUUGGUUCAAAGUACUGAAAGUUUGUCUGACUCAAAAAUAAUCAAUUUACACUAUGUAUUUCAACUGAUUGGGACCAUCAGAGCUGCGUUGUAUUCAUUACGUGAAUACUAUGUUGCAUUAGCAUCAAACAUUGGCACCAAACGGAAGAAAAGAGACUGAAUAAAGGAGGGACUACCUGGACUUGUCCAAUAAGAACCACAGUGUGUGCAGUCAUUAAUGGCAGCGACGGUAUAUAGAGUACCUUCAGAAAGUAUUCAUACCCCCUUAACUCAUUCCACAUUUUGUUGUGUUACAGUCUGAAUUCAAAAUCGAUUAAAUAUAUUGUUUUCUCUCACCCAUCGAGACAAAAUACCCACAUAAUGACCAAAUUAAAACAUGUUUUUAGAAAUGUUUGCAAAUGUAUUGAAAAUGAGAUACCGAGAUAUCUAUUUUAAGUAUUCACAUUUACAUAAGUAUUCAAUACAUGUUAGAAUCAUCUUUGGCAGCGAUUACAGCUGUGAGUCUUUCUUGGUAAGAGCAUUUCACACCUGGAUUGUACAAUGUUUGCACAUUGUUCUUUAUCAAAUUCUUUAAGCUCUGUGUAGUUUGUUGUUAAUUAUUGCUAGACAGCCAUUUUCAAGUCUUGCCUUAGAUUUUAAAGCCGAUUUUUAAGUCUACACUGGAACUAGGCCACUCAGGAACAUUCAGUUUCGUCUUGGUAAGCAACUCCAAUGUAUAUUUGGCCUUGUGUUUUAGAUUAUUGUCCUGCUGAAAGGUACAUUUGUCGCCCAGUGUCUGUUGGAAAGCAGACUGAACCAGGUUUUCCUCUUGGAUUUUGCCUGUGCUUAGCCCUAUUCCAUUUAAUUUUAUCCAGCAAAAAAACUCCCUCUUCCUUGCCGAUAACAAGCAUACCCAUAACAUGAUGCAGCCACCACCAUGCUUGAAAAUAUGAAGAGUGGUACUCAGUGAUGUGUUGUUGGAUAUGCCCCAAACAUAACACUUUGUAUUCAGGGCAUAAAGUGCAUUUCAUUGCCCCAUUUAAAAAAAAUAAAGUUUUACUUUAGUGCCUUAUUGCAAAAUGCAUGUUCUGGAAUAUUUUUUAUUUUGUACAGGUUUCCUUUUCGCUCUGUCAUUUAGGUUAGUAUUGUGGAGUAGCUAUAAUGUUUUUGAUCGAUCAUUUUUCUCCUAUCACAGCCAUUAAACUAUGUAACUGUUUUAAAGUCACCAUUUGCCUAAUGGUAAAAUCCCUGAGCGGAUUCCUUUCUCUCCGGCAACUGACUUAGUAAGGAUGCCUGUAUCUUUGUAGUGACUGUCGUGUAUUGUUACACCAUUCAAAGUGUAAUUAAUAACUGGUCCAUGCUCAAAGGGCUAUUCAGUGUCGCUUUGGAUUUUGUUACCCAAUUGGUGCCCUUCUUUGCGAAACGUUGGUUGACUCUGUGUUUGAAGUUCACUGCUCGACUGAGGGACCUUACAAUUAUCUGUAUGUGUGGGCUACAGAGAUGAGGUAGUCAUUCAAAAGUCAUGUUCAACACUAUUACUGCACAUGCAACUUAUUAUGUGACUUGUUAAACAUAAUUACUGAUGAACAUAAUUAGGCUUGCCAUAACAAAGGGGUUGAAUACUUACUGACUCAAGACAUUUAAACUUUUCAUUUUUUAUUAAUUUGUAAAAAAGUCUAAAAACAUAAUUCCACUUUGACAUUAUGGGGUAUUGUGUAUAGGCCAGUGACACUAAAUGUGAUCCAUUUUAAAUUGAGGCUGUAACACAACAAAGGGGGAAAGUCGAGGGAUCUGAAUAAUUUCUGAAGGUACUGUAUGUAUUCAUAGCCAGAACCUUUCUAAGUUGAUGUAUCUCUGUAGAGCUUCCAGUGGAGGAUAUCCAGGGUGGUUGAGCCCCAGUCGACCCAGCCUAAAGACAAGGCCUACUCCAUAGCAGCAGCCCUGCCCCGGCCCUACUACACCUCGAUUAUGGAUGACAUCUCCAGUGCCUGCCUUGGAAGCGAGGAGAGAUACCCCUUUAGUCAGAGUGAACACAGCGCCCAACACACGGCACAGCAACUCACUCUACUGCAGCAGGAAAUGUUUCAAGGCUGUCACCCAAUUCAUUUCCUCAACUCAAAUCUCAAGGAGUCAGGGACAAAGCUGUUUGUGUCACCAAACAUGCGUCACACUCUGUUCCUCCAGUAGAGGGCAGCAGUCUAUUUGUUCA
Messenger RNA from Oncorhynchus gorbuscha (pink salmon), 3766 nucleotides. Its product is annotated as kinase non-catalytic C-lobe domain-containing protein 1-like. The transcript has 12 exons. Bases 278 to 1552 code for a protein of 424 amino acids. The record is from RefSeq and is a predicted model, not a curated record. Gene Ontology annotation, biological process: small GTPase-mediated signal transduction. Gene Ontology annotation, molecular function: guanyl-nucleotide exchange factor activity. NCBI's taxonomy places the organism in Eukaryota, Metazoa, Chordata, Actinopteri, Salmoniformes, Salmonidae.